Messenger RNA from Sporisorium graminicola, 1458 nucleotides. RefSeq lists its product as uncharacterized. NCBI's taxonomy places the organism in Eukaryota, Fungi, Basidiomycota, Ustilaginomycetes, Ustilaginales, Ustilaginaceae. The record is from RefSeq and is a predicted model, not a curated record. The coding region runs from base 1 to 1458 and encodes 485 amino acids. The transcript has a single exon. Gene Ontology annotation, molecular function: glutamate-5-semialdehyde dehydrogenase (NADP+) activity.
AUGAGCGACAAGUACGCUGCAGGCAGCACCAAUGCCAGCAACAGCAAUAGCGCCGAAAGCGUCGCACGCCAAGCCCGAUCCGCUUUCGAGGCCUCCUCCCAACUCCUCUCCACUUCGGCCUCUGCCGAUACCACACGCUCCUCGGCGCUCCUCUCCAUCCGCUCGGCGCUCGAACGCAACAAGACGCGAAUCCAAGAUGCGAAUGCGCUCGACAUGCAGGCUGCGCAGACGCUUGUAGAGCAGGGCAAGCUGUCGGCGUCGCUUGCUGCGAGGUUGGACCUGUUCAGCAAGGCGGGCAAGUGGGAGUCGCUGCUUGCUGGUGUUUCGGAUGUCGCCGCGCUGCCGUCACCGCUGGAUCAUGUGCAAUGGGCCAAGAGACUGGCAGAGGAGACCGAGACGCAGGGCGCCAUCGACCUGUACCGCAUCACGUGCCCCAUUGGCGUGUUACUGUGCAUCUUUGAGGCGAGGCCGGAGGUGGUGGUCAACAUUGCAAGUCUUGCGAUCAAGUCGGGCAACGCUGCGAUUUUGAAGGGAGGCAAGGAGAGCAAACAUACCGCAGCGAUCUUGUCGAGUAUCAUUUCGGAUGCGCUGGCCGAGGCCGGGUUGCCGAAGGACCUCAUCCAGACGGUGGAGACGCGCGGGGAUAUCCAGAGUUUGUUGCAUUUGGACGAGUUCAUCGAUCUCGUGAUCCCGAGGGGCAGCAACGAGCUGGUCAAGGCGAUUCAGCGCGACGCGAGGAUGCCUGUGAUGGGGCAUGCGGAUGGGCUGUGUAUCGGGUAUGUCCAUGAGGAUGCCGAUCUGGACAUGGUGGUCGGCACGGUGGUGGAUAGCAAGACCGACUACCCCGCGGCGUGCAAUGCGCUGGAGACGCUGCUUAUCAACGAGAAACUGCUGGCUAAAGCCCACUUUUGGCCGCCUCUCGCAGAAGCACUACUUGGCGCCAAGGUUCAGCUUCGCCUCGAUCAGGAGUCGCUCUCGCACCUCCCACAAUCGCUCCUGCAAAAGUACCGCUCCCAAAUCGUCGCAGCGCAACCGUCAGACUACCACACCGAAUUUCUCGAUCUCACGCUCGCCGUUGCCUCCACCGCCACCCUCGACUCCGCGAUCCACCACAUCACCACCCACAGCUCGGGCCACACGGACCUCAUCCUCACCUCGCCCACCGCCUCUCCAAACGCCGCAGCGGACCGGUUCGUCAAGUCGAUCAACUCUGCCAACGUGUUUGUCAACAUCUCGACGCGCUUUGCCGACGGGUUUAGGUUCGGCCUGGGCACCGAGGUGGGUAUCAGCACGGGCAAGACGCAUGCCAGGGGCCCGGUCGGCUUGGACGGACUGGUGAUCUACAAGUAUGUCGCCAAGGCGGUCGGUGCCAAGACGGGCGCCCAGACAGCGGGCGAGUUCAAUGCGGGAAGGGCGUGGGCCCACAAGGAAAUCGAGGCCGUAUAUCCGACGCUGUGA